CGGACACGCUGAUUUCAUUGUCUGAGGCAGCAGUGGAGACCCAGGAAAAAUCUCGCUGAAUCCGCCUGUCCCGGCAGUGGUCUGUCUGGGUUCCUCUAAUCCCUUCCGUGACUGCACCACGCCCGAGAUGAAUCUACGUUCUGUAUUUACUGUAGAACAACAAAGGAUUUUACAGCGUUAUUAUGAAAAUGGAAUGACAAAUCAAAGUAAAAAUUGCUUUCAGCUCAUAUUACAGUGUGCGCAGGAGACUAAACUGGACUUCAGUGUAGUCAGGACGUGGGUUGGCAAUAAGAGAAGAAAAAUGAGUAGUAAGAAUUCUGAAUCAGUAGCAGCAACAACAGGAACUGUUUCUGGUACCUCUUUGGCAGCUCCAGACAUCACAGUCAGAAAUGUGGUUAAUAUUUCUCGACCCUCAAGCCAACAGUCUUCUUGGACACCUGCCAAUAAUGAUGUCAUUGUAACUGGCAUAUACAGUCCAGCCAGUUCAUCAAGUAGGCAAGGAACAACCAAACAUACAAAUACACAAAUUACAGAAGCACAUAAAAUCCCUAUUCAGAAAACAGCCAGUAAAAGUGAUACUGAAUUUCAGUUACAUAUUCCUGUCCAAAGACAAGUAGCACACUGUAAAAAUGCUUCCCUGCUCCUAGGUGAAAAAACAAUUAUUUUGUCAAGACAGACAAGUGUGCUAAAUGCUGGAAACUCAGUAUUCAAUCACACAAAGAAAAGCUAUGGAAGCUCUUCAGUGCAAGCUUCUGAAAUGACAGUACCUCAAAAGCCAUCUGUGUGCCACCGACCUUGCAAAAUUGAACCAGUUGGGAUUCAAAGGGCAUAUAAGCCUGAAUACACAAGUCCAGCAUCACAUAAUUUAUGUGGGCAAAAGCCAACUAUUAGAGAUCCUUACUGUAGAACACAAAAUUUGGAGAUCCGUGAAGUGUUUUCAUUGGCAGUUAGUGAUUAUCCCCAGAGAAUUCUGGGAGGAAAUGCCCCACAGAAGCCUAUCUCAGCAGAAGGAGCUUAUUUGUCCAUUGCGAUGGAGACUGGAGAUGCUGAGGAUGAAUAUGCCAGAGAGGAAGAAUUGGCAUCAAUGGGAGCACAGAUACCAAGCUAUUCAAGAUUUUAUGAAAGUGGCAGUUCCCUUCGAGCUGAGAACCAAAGUACAACCUUGCCUGGGCCAGGAAGAAAUAUGCCAAAUUCACAAAUGGUGAAUAUUAGAGAUUUGUCAGACAAUGUACUUUAUCAAAACAGAGACUACCAUUUGACACCACGGACCUCAUUACAUACAGCAUCAAGUACAAUGUACAGUAAUACAAAUCCAUCACGGAGUAAUUUUUCUCCACAUUUUGCAUCAUCAAACCAAUUGAGAUUAUCACAAAACCAAAAUAAUUACCAGUGCUGCUUGUCCCUCGCUGCUUCUCUGCAGAUUCAUGAAGCUGAUCCUGUGGGAGAGCAAUUCAUUCCUAUGUGGUUGUCCGCAUUCUUCACCUCCUACUCUGGGAGCAGAGAGCAAGGAGGUCACCCCUAA
This is a messenger RNA of Propithecus coquereli (Coquerel's sifaka), 1522 nucleotides long. RefSeq names its product highly divergent homeobox (gene HDX). Lineage: Eukaryota; Metazoa; Chordata; Mammalia; Primates; Indriidae. The transcript is spliced from 4 exons. Gene Ontology annotation, molecular function: DNA binding. The coding region runs from base 128 to 1522 and encodes 464 amino acids. The record is from RefSeq and is a predicted model, not a curated record.